This is a messenger RNA of Calliphora vicina (urban bluebottle blowfly), 6687 nucleotides long. RefSeq names its product Ecdysteroid phosphate phosphatase (gene Epp). NCBI's taxonomy places the organism in Eukaryota, Metazoa, Arthropoda, Insecta, Diptera, Calliphoridae. The transcript has 10 exons. Bases 37 to 2277 code for a protein of 746 amino acids. Gene Ontology annotation, molecular function: protein binding. The record is from RefSeq and is a predicted model, not a curated record.
AUCCAACGGUUUUUUAAUUGUUAUUAUAAGUGAAAAAUGGCUACGUUACCGCCACGUAAAAAUCCAACACCAACUCGUAUAUCUAAACAACAUUUAACGCCUCUACAAACUUUACUUCAAAUGGGCUUCCAAAAACACAGAGCAGAAAAAGCUUUAGCAUCUACUGGUAAUCGUGGAGUACAAAUUGCCUCCGAUUGGCUGCUGGCUCAUGUUAACGAUAAUACUUUAGAUGAGUGUACACCGCGUGAAUAUAUAUUAUAUGCCUGUCCAACAGGACCAUUUCUACAACAACUUGAAGAAUUUUGGUCAAAAUCAAGACAAGUGUGCGGCUGGAAUGGUGCACACAAUUAUGUGCCACAUAUUACUUUAGUAUCAUUUUUUAAGGCUCCAGACGAAUGUUCGCUGCAACUUUCAAAGGCUUUAAAGCAAGUAGUUGAUAUGACUGGAGCACUGUUAGAUCGUCCCAUCAAACUAGAAUUGUAUAUGAGUCAAAAUUUUAUGGGCUUCUUUGUGGCGGAAGAUGAUGCUAAUUAUUUGAAACGUUUGGCUUUGCAAUACGUCAAGGAAGUGUCAAACUCAAUAAUUAGUGAUACUUAUGAGCAACUUGAUGCCAUAGUGGCUUGUUUUCCUUGGUGUGGUGCUGUUUCAUCGGGUAAUCGUUGUAUACCGCGUAGCAGUCGCUCGAUUUCUUUGGAACCUCAUGUGAAAUCAUUGCACCUGACUUUAGCGUAUCAAUUUCCGCAGAAUCAAUUUAAUGCACUGAAAACAUUAGUGGAAUCACUAGAUGCAUCAUGUGCCUCCAAUUGGGAGCUACGUUUAUAUUCGCGUGAUCCCAGAUUGGCUACAAAACAAGUGCAAAAAGUUGUUUAUCCACAUAGUCCACAUGAAAUUGAUGAGUUGGAACUACGCAUUGGAGAUUACAUCUAUUUGAAUAGUGACGCCGUUGAUAAUUCAUCAGACGGCUGGGCUGAAGGUAUAUCUUGGUUGACCGGUGCCCAUGGUCAUUUACCCGUUAACUAUACCGAACGUACAGCUGAAUCAGAUGCUUGGACAUUACAUCGUGUUGUGCAAUUGUCAAAAUCAAUAACACCUUCAUUAACAUCAGCCGAAGAGUGUGAUAUGGUCGAUGGUCGUAGCAUUUCAACAGAAACAGAAGAACACCAACAAUCACGCCAUCAUCGCGAUUUGCCACACAUUGGUUUACAUUCAGCAGACUUAAUUGAGGGCUCCUCCUUUAAUGAGGACUCUGAGCAAAGUGUUGAAAAAUAUUUACGCAAAACCUUGAAACCCUGUCUGGAUUUACAUUCCCUCAACAAUCACCAUCAUCUCAAUCAACAACAGUCGACACCACUUAUUGAAAUUACACCGAAUAGCAUGUCGACUCCGAAUGCUAGUGACAUUAAAGUGGAGCCCAUACAAUCGGCUGCUCCCAAGGCCGAUGAUACUCUGAGUCAACACUCAGCGGAAAAUUCUGUAUCAUUAUCGGCGAAAAAUCGUCGUGUCUAUAUUAUGCGUCAUGGCGAAAGGGUCGAUUUUACAUUUGGCACUUGGAUACCAUAUUGUUUUGAUGAGUUUAACAACUAUAUGAGAAAGGAUUUAAAUAUGCCAAAAGCACUGCCAAAAAGGAACAAUUGUCCCGAUGGUUGGCAAAAUGAUUCGCCAUUAACAAAUAUUGGUUUGUAUCAAGCCAGUUUAAUUGGUGAAGCUUUAUAUGAUGCUCGCGUAAAGAUCGAUAAUGUUUAUUGUUCACCAGCAUAUCGUUGUAUACAAACUUGUACAAGUGCUUUGGAAGGUCUUAAACUAACGGGAAAACAUAGAAUAAAACUAGAACCUGGUUUAUUCGAAUGGAUGGCUUGGUAUCCUGAAGGUGUACCCGAUUGGCUAAAUAAAGAGGAAUUGAGAGAAGCUAAUUAUAUAAUAGAUAAUGAAUAUCAACCCUUUGUAACUGUUAAUAAUCUAAAUGAGGGAAUAAAAGAGACCACAGAAGAUUUUUAUACACGUAACUAUGAAGUUUUAAAGAAAAUUAUUGAAACAACAACUGGCAAUAUCUUAAUUGUAGCCCAUGCCACCACCCUUGACACCUGCACACGCCAACUGAUUGGCGAGGCACCACGCAACACCAACGAAUUGCGCCAGGUUAUACACAAGAUACCCUAUUGUAGUUUGGCCAAUGUUGAGGAAAUCGAUGGCCAAUGGAAACUUGUGGAACCGGAAUGUUUACCCGUAACACAUUCUAAAAACCCACGCUUCGAAUGGAACGCAUUGACUGCCACAUAGUGCAAGUGCUUCGAAGAGUUUAUCAAUAAACUUUCUUCUUAAGUAAAUAAAUCAAUCUAUACCUAAAUACUACCUACCUAAAUACUUUAAUCUAAUAAUAUUGCUUCUUAAAUACUUAAUUGUUAUUAACUCUAACUUGUGUUGCUUUUUUGUUUAACAUUAUUGCCCGCGGUUUUGUUUAGAUUUUAAGUACAACUACAGAAAUAUAAAAUUAUGUUGCCUGUUCAAAUAAAGUAAAGUGGUGGGUGUAUAAAUGUAAAAUCGAGUUUGGAGUAAAUAUCUAUACAAAAAAAGAAAUAUAAGAAUACGUAAAUAUUUAAAUUUAACAGCUAAUUUGAACAUAUCACCCUCGGAUUUAGUUCUAUAGAAGCUUUGAUUUCUUUUGAAAUUGUCAGACUUGGAAAUAGUUUCUGAGGAAUUUUUAAAAUUAUUUUUUAUUUUUUGGUUCAAUUUAAGAACCCAAAGAAAAAUACAUGACAAAGAAGUAGUUCAUUCUGGGGAUCAACUGAUUAAGAGUUAGUUUCUUACUUGCAAGUUAAAUGUAGCUUAACACGCUGUUAUAUUAAAUCUGAAACAAAUUUAACAAGGAAUUGAUUAAAUCCUUUAUUAUGAUCCUCACUAAUGGAAUUUUGUUAGCAUUGCCCUAUUUAGGAUUUAGGUGAAACGGGCAUGAUUUUUACAUUAGGAGAUCAUGUGUUUAUUCGAGUAUUUAAAUAUAUGACUCUUCAUUUAAAUAAUUGCCUAGAAUCAGACAGAUUUUCGAAAUAAAAUCAAAUGCACAAUAAAUUUUAAUAACAAAAUUAAAUAAAGUUUUAUUUAAUUUCAUAUAAUCUAACAUCACUUUUAUUUUUUGCAAUUUUAAAUUGAAGUGAAAUAUUUAAAUUCCCUGAUCAUAUUUAAAAACCAGCCCAAUUAUGAAUAAAAAAUGUCGCGGGAGUUUGUUACCAGGGAGUUUUUUCCCAAUGAAUUUGAAUAGGAAAAAUGAGAAAAGGGAAAAACUCCCGGGGAAUUUUUAUUCAUAAUUUGGCUGACUGUUUUGGAUGAUAUGUUUAAGUACUUUGUUAUUGACAAAUUUAUAAUGAAUUGUAAAAAAAUAUCGAUGUUGGCAUUCAUUCAGCUGUAAUUCUAGACAAAAAAAUAUCACUCAAAAGCUGAGAGGUGUGCGAAAUUUCGAAAUCUUGGUUCUCCUUGCAGCCAAAUUCGUCUUGGUAUGGACCUCAUAUAUACAGGCCUGUCACACAUUUUGUUCGGAUUGGUUUUAAUUCCGUAGUUUUUAUUCCGAUCGAUUUCGUUUUAGGUUCUUCAGAUUCCGUAAAAUUUUUUUGGUAUUUCUGAUUUUAGAAAAACAAAUAAUUUCAAUGAAAUAUCAAUUCCACUUUGAAAACUGUAGGUGCUUUCAUUCCAAAAGAAAUUUUCGUUUUACUUUUUCUGAAAAAGCGAAAUUCGGAAUUAAUUCCACUUUCGAUCGAAAUGGAAUUCUGUGACAGGCCUGAUAGAUUACACAAAUAUUGACUUCUACGAAUUACAUUUGAUAAUGGAACAUUAUUUCUCUAAGUUUAUUAAAUCAGCGCAAUGAACUAGAUUAUUUUAAGACAAAUUCGAUGCCAUUUUUGUCUAUACCAAAGUCAAGGUAGCAAUUGGCUGAAUUUGUUCUAAUAACAACGGUGUCGAUUAAGACGAGUGUGAUAGUAUUUUAGGAGAUUUAUUCUUUUAAAGAUUAGAAAUUAUUUCUACUUUUAAUUUUUAAUGCAAACUGAAGUUGAUUACAGCUGACAGACGGACGGACUGAUGGAAAUCAUGAUAUCGAAUUACACUUGUAAAAAUUCUAAAUACAUUCAAUACAGAAUCGUGUAUACAUCUUAUGAACACUAGAAUAAAUUUAUACAUAUUCUAGGGAGACUAAUAUUUAACUAAGAUUUAGAAAAAUAAAAGGCUCGAAAGAAUUAAUUCUUAAUUCAACUUUCAAAACCACUUAUAUUUUAUCUCUUAAAAAAUCCAUUAGAGCAUUCAUUACGAAUUAAUUCACAGACAUUUCCCCUUAUCGAGGUUGGCGUAAACGUCAUACGACUACGACAGUUUCGUACUAGAUUAAAGAAACAGUUUGCAUUUUAUCUUUAAUCUUGUACGAAACAGUCGUAGGCGUAUGACGUUUACGCCAACCACGAUAAGGGUGAUUAUUUCCUAGUACUUCAAACGUAUUGAAUUGAGGAAUUCAUUCUUUAAAGAAUUAAUUCCUUAUUAAAUCAUUAAAUUGUUCAUUCAUUCAAAUACUUUACAAAUAAAUUGAAAAAACUUUAUUUCUCCUUAAAAAAUUAGUUUAUUGGGAAUGGUUUUAUGGAAUGAAUAGUUGACAUUUUUAAUUCUGUGAAUUUAAUGAAUUGAGCACAAAUUAAACAACAAUUCAAAGUUCUAAGGAAUAACUAUAUUAAAUUCCAAUGAUUUAACUUUAAUCGCAAUAAACAUUUUACAUUUUCCCCCAUCACUUUACUUUAGUUUGAACAACUCUUAAGGUUGUUUUAUGAAAUACAUACUAUUUUUAAGCAAUUUUAUGUACUAUAUAUAAGUUGUUCUUGGAAAACAAAACAAAAUGAAACAAACAAUCUUUAUAACUGCCAUUAUAUUUGAAAUUAUUUAAAACGAAGAAAACCAAACAAAAUUUAUACACACACACCUAACUAUACGAGUUUAAAAUGCAAAUGCUGAUUGAGUAAAGACCGAAAAUGUAGUCAAUAUUCACGACUUAAAUUAAAGUUAUAAUUUUCUUAGAAAUCAAUGUUCGUAGUAUAUUUGCAAGGGUAGCAAAUAUGCUGGAAUAUGUAGCUACAAUGAGUCUUGUAUUUUCGAAAGACAGAAAAUGAUUAUUAAACUUGCAAAUUUGUUGCAAGUGUUGUAAAUCACCAGCGGAAAUCACUCUUCAUUGCAAACUACCCCUGCAAACCUUGCAUAUGUUGCAAAUCUAUGAUAAAUGCUGUAUUUUGCAAUACAAAAUAUAAUCCAAUCAUUGUCGGAAUCGGUUUUGAAAACGACAAAAAUAUACUUUUGACGUUUGAAAUCCAAUGUAAUUUUUUAUUUCAUCGAUAAAGAAUUUAAUUCUAGAUCCAAUAUAAAUCCGAUAACUUUCGAUUUCAUGAGACCAAUGUACUUUUUCUGUCGUUUUCAAAACCGAUUCCUACAAAGAUUGGAUUCUAUGACAACCCCGAAUAUGAAAUUUUGGUAUUAGCUCUUUUCAUAUAUAGUGUGUAGAAUAACAUUAAAUACAUUUCUGUUCAAGGCGAAACCUACCAAAUUCUGGCAUGGUCUUUUAAGCAUCACAUAUAAAAGAAACACUUAACAGAAAACUGAAAUGUAAAAUUUUCUAUUCUUAUUAGAAUAUUAUUCUAUGGAGUUGUCUCAAUCAACAUUGUAUUUAACACUCAAUAUAUAAACAUAAAAACUGAACAGAAAGGUUUCUAUUCAAACCAAAUUAUUCGAUUUUUUUACACACAAAAAUUCCUUAAAAAAAUUCCUAAAAUAUUUAGUAAUCGAAAUUAUAAUCUAUCUUUAGUACACAUUUUACUACUACUCAAUUAAUUUCAACAAAAUAUAUAUAAUAUAUCAAUAAAAUAUACACAACAAUCACAAAAUUUAUCUAUGAUCCUGUACUAGUCAUUAAUAAAGGUUUUCUAAAACCUAUAAGUUAGAUUGGUUAGUACAGAAUAACAUAGCAACUUCUCUUUUUUAUAAUUUAAAUUCUUAAUUUAGCUUUUAUAAGAUUAGCUUAUAACAAUAUGGAUUAUUAUAUGCAUUAAAAAUUAUAAUUAUUAUUAUUAAAUUCUUAUUAGCGAAGUUCUAAACUUCUUGUUAGCAACUGAAAACAAAUGAAAUAUUUAGUAGUAUACAUUUAACAACAACUACAUACAUAUACACUAGGUUGGGUCAAUUAUAUUGGUCAACAGGCAUAAACGUACUCUACGAAAAAAUUCUAAGAAAAUUUCCCCAAGAAACUAUGAGUCUAAAAUCAAAACCUAGCUCCAGCUGAGAGACUUCAUAAUACACAGUUAAGAAAUUUUUAAAAACAAAUCUUAAAUCUUUAUGUCUCUCGACGGGUGCUAGGUAAUUUUGGUAAUUUUCUUAAAAUUUUGUGUAGAUUUCGAUUUUACAAAUUGACCCACCCUAAUAUACACAGAUAUAAUAAUAUACAAAUACACAAAUAAUUUAUUUGUUUUAUAAUAUUUAAUCUACUUUCAUAUACAUAUACAAGAAAUGAUCGAUCGAUACUAUAUCCAUUUUAUACUCGUAAAAGAAGGAAAACAAAAAAAACGAACGAAAGAAUAAAAAUCAAUAAAUUUGAAGCUCAAAAUGGUGAAACACUUUCUAUAAUAAUAAAACAGAGACAUAUAAAAAUAAUAAAGUUAACAAUCUUAAAAAAAA